AUGUUGCAAUGGUUCUUUGCGUGGAAGCAAUCGUCAACCAUCCUCCGUCUCAAAUUGCUGACCUGCUGUUGGAUUUGUUAUGAUGGGUUAAAAAGACGGUCAUGUGCCGCCAUCGGGGGGACUCGAGUUCGGGGUAUUUUCGUCCGAAUCGCUGCUUCAGAGAGCCACUUUGCGCCACUUUGCUUCGAACUCUGCGCAAUCGUAUGGCCGGAUUCAGCCUCGCCAUCCUACUGGCAUUCCCCUGCUGCUUCUAUCCGGUCUACGGUCUGUUCCCGUUUUAUGAAGGCACCUGGGUCUGGAGUAGACUGGGUGCAGCCAUCUAUAAUGCCUUCUACCACAUCCUCUGGGCCAUUGGGCUGUCCAUCUUGUUCUACGCCUGCGCUAUUGGACUGGGAGGUCGGUGACCUUGUCUUCCUCUCUCUCUCUUCCUUUUUAACUCAUCCCGUCUCAGUUGGGUUGCAUCAUCAGCCGCAGCACCAUGCUCAUCCAAAUCGCCAUAAAAGUCCCCUAAUUCCAAUUCUCAGCGUAAUCGUCAUUCUCAUUCUCAUCAUCCCUAUUACCAUUACCGCCACCUCAGCUAUCACCUUCAUCAUCACACUCAUCAUAGUAAUUCUCAUCGUCCUUAUUCUAACUCUCAUAAUCAUCAUUGCUCUCAUCUUCAUCAUUAUCAACCGCGUAUUCCACAUUCAUCAUACUCAUCAUAAACAUCUUAUAUUCGCCACUCUUAUCUUUCAUCUCUUCAUCAUCAUGAUCAACUUUCUCCUCAUCCUCAUAAUUGUCAGCAUGUGCACACUUUUUGUCUUAGUCUUAAUCAUCAUCAUCAUAUUCAGCAGCAGCAUCCGCAUCGGCGCUAUCUUCUGCCAAUAUGAAGCCGACCUUUUCAGGCUUUUGACCUAUCCAGAACAACUUGGCACCAGAGUUUCUGGUAGUCAAGCUGCCCUAGUACGGGUUCACCCCAGCCUGGCGUUUUUUCGACAGUGCCCAGGUCCAGUCAAUCGUCUUCUCUGCUGGUCCGGCUUUCGGGUGCUCUCCAGACUGAGCUACACAAUAUACCUGAUUCAUCCCAUCAUUUUCGAAGUGAUUGCCUACUCCUCGAAACAGCCGAUACUCUUCGAUUAUCCGACUUGGAAUGUUCACCUCGCAUUUCCCUGUAUUACACAAAUGCCGUUGACGAUAAUGACGAUGCAAAUUCAGCAGCAACCUUAUUUGUUCUUUUUUCUUAAUUCCGCUUCAUCUUGCUCAGUUUGGCUUUCUCUUCCAGGUCGUUUCCUUCUUGGGCUGUUUGCUGCUGUCCUGCGCCCUCGGAUUCGUGCUCUCCAUUCUAACAGAAUUGCCGAUCAUUGCACUAGAGAAAAUAGCACUCGGCCCUAA
This is a messenger RNA of Protopolystoma xenopodis, 1371 nucleotides long. Lineage: Eukaryota; Metazoa; Platyhelminthes; Monogenea; Polystomatidea; Polystomatidae. The record is from the annotation of a GenBank genome assembly.